This is a messenger RNA of Cylindrotheca closterium, 1431 nucleotides long. The record is from the annotation of a GenBank genome assembly. Lineage: Eukaryota; Bacillariophyta; Bacillariophyceae; Bacillariales; Bacillariaceae.
AUGGAGGAAAAUGCAGCAGUCGAACAACACCAAUUAAAUAAUAGUGGUUGGAAUCGUCGCAAGUGUGCCGUCAUCGCGGCCAUCAUUGUGGGGUUAGCUGCCAUUGGAGCUGGAGUCGGCGUCGCAGUGACUUCUGGAAAUGAGGAAUCCAUUGACAAUAGCGUUCCUACUCCUUCCGUUCUAGGCGAUCGUCGUAUUACCACACCAGGUCCCACGCCAUUCAAUGGUUCUUCCGCAAGUCUUGAAGAAAACGUCUUUGAUUUCUUGACAAAUUUUGUGGACGAGCAGACUCUCUUGGAUGAGAGGUCUUACACUUUCUCUGCCUACAAUUGGCUAAUGAAGAAUAGCACUGGUGAUCACAUUUACUUUAAAGACCGCAUCCGACAGCGCUUUUCACUUGCGUGUAUCUACUAUGCUACAAAGAAUACAAAUGAUGAUGAAGGAGUGAUUCACGAUGACGGAUUGGUCAGCGUCCAAGCACAUGACGAAGGACCGAAUAGAUGGAUUCGCGACGAUAAAUGGCUCAGCGACGAAGAUCAUGAAUGCAGCUGGAUGGGUGUCCGUUGCAUAAAUGGAAACAUUGUUGCAUUGAACUUGACCUCCAAUGGACUCAAGGGAGUAUUCCCCAUGGAAGUCAUGAUGCUCAAGACGUACCUUCUAGCUUUGCAACUUGGUGACAAUGACCGACUUUUCAACAAAGACCAAGAACUUCGAUGGCUCGGUCAAUUGUCCCUGUUGCGACUUCUUGACGUUAGAGAUACCGGUUUCACUAAUGGCGGAAUUCCUUCCUACAUUGGCCGCCUCACUGAUCUCCGCAUUUUGGAGAUGGCCAACUCGAAAAUUCCCGUUCGUGGUGAUGAUGUUGACGGAACCAUUUUCAAAAACUUGACUCAAUUGGUCUACCUUGAUAUUGGUGGCAUUCAAUUCAAUAAUAAUACCUUUCCUGAUGCAAUUACUCAGCUACCUCGUCUUGAAGCUCUAUACGCUUCCAAUUGUGGCUUUGAAGGAAAACUAGAGUCCUUACUAAUACCAAACUCGAGGAGGAUACAAGAAAUUCGAUUGGACAACAACAACUUGUCCGGCCAAGUCCCAACUAGUAUUCAUGAGUUGUACAGGUUGGGCAGUCUCUCGAUCCGUAACAACUCCUUGAGUGGGUCGUUACCAACCGAGCUUGGUUUGAUGACGCACAUGACACAACUUUGGCUGUCAGGAAACCUCUUGUCGGGAGCAAUUCCGUCCGAGAUUGGUUCCAUGAUGUCUUUACAGGUUUUGGGCUUGGAAGGCAACAAGAUUCGAAAUGAGACCAUGCCAAGUGAAAUUUGUGACUUGGGAUUGGUUUCCCUCGGUGCCGACUGUAAAAGUGAUGUUGCCUGCAGCUCUGAUUGCUGCACCUGCUGCGAACCACCUUGCCCUGUUGUCGACCUUUGGUAA